This is a messenger RNA of Echinops telfairi (small Madagascar hedgehog), 1641 nucleotides long. RefSeq names its product interleukin 18 receptor 1 (gene IL18R1). Bases 1 to 1641 code for a protein of 546 amino acids. Gene Ontology annotation, molecular function: interleukin-18 binding; interleukin-18 receptor activity; interleukin-1 receptor activity. NCBI's taxonomy places the organism in Eukaryota, Metazoa, Chordata, Mammalia, Afrosoricida, Tenrecidae. Gene Ontology annotation, biological process: positive regulation of type II interferon production; interleukin-18-mediated signaling pathway. The transcript has 10 exons. The record is from RefSeq and is a predicted model, not a curated record.
AUGCAUUCUAGAGAUUUGCUUUGGGCACUUUCCAUACUUAUGGCUAUUAACACCUCUGAACCUUCUCGGUCACGUAGUCACAUGACUGCAGUGGCAGGGGAGCCUUUCUAUUUGGAGUAUUGCCCAUCUUCAGCGGAGCGUGAGGAUCCAAAAGGAAUGAUACGGUGGAUCAAAAAAAAGGGGGCCCUUGAGCAAAUUGAGCUGGACCCAAGAAAUUCAUCCAGGAUCAUGUUUAAUGGUUGUGCUUUGGAGUUUUGGCCAGUUGAAUUGGAUGACAGUGGAUUGUACAUUUUUAAAAUGGGAAAUGACACUUGGAACUGGAAUCUAAUGGUUAUCAGCAGAAAUGAACACCGAUGCUUUACUGAAAACCGGGUAACCAGUAAAAGCGUGGAAGUUAAAAAGAAUUUAGAAUUACGGUGUGGAAAUCAUCACUAUAAAAAAUGGGUCCAGAGAACAUCAUUCUAUAAGGACUGUCGAGAGAUAACAGAGAACAAUAAAAACCCAUUUAAUUCUCAAAUGAAUGCAGAAUUUCAAGAUAUGGGGUAUUACACCUGUGUCCAUUCUCUUCAUUAUAAUGGGAAACUAUUCAAUGUCACCAAUACCUUCAAUGUAUCAGUAACUGGAGAUCGCAAUAAUAUAAUUCCGGUUCUUUAUGGAUCAAAGUUUAACGAGAUUGAAGUGGAAUUAGGAAAAGAUAAACAGCUCAACUGCUCUGCUUUGGUGAAUGAAGAUGAUAAUAUUUAUUGGAGCAUCUGGAGAGAAAAUGGAAUCGAUCCUAAUGUACAUGAAGAGAAUGAAAUAAAAACUAAGACCACAGAUGGCAAAUGGCAGGCUUCAAGAGUAUUAUCCAUCGAGAAUAUUAACGAAAAUAACUUGAAUUUUCCAUAUAAUUGCACUGUGAUCAGCGGGGAAGGCUCAGAAACCAACGUCUUCAUCUUGGUGAGGAAAGGCGGUAUUGAUGAUAUCCCAGACCACAUUUUCACCCGAGGAAUGAUAACAGCUUCUUUGAUCUUGGUGGCCGUUGUGUUUGUAGUGAUUGGCUGUUAUAUUUAUAGAGUUGACUUGACUUUAUUUUAUAGACGCUUCAUUGGAAAAGAUGAAACAUUAACAGAUGGGAAGACCUAUGAUGCUUUUGUGUCUUACCUCAAAGAAUGUCGACCGGAAAAUUGUGAGGAGCACACCUUUGCUGUGGAGAUUUUGCCCAGUGUUUUGGAAAAACAUUUUGGAUAUCGAUUGUGCAUCUUUGAAAGGGAUGUCCUGCCUGGAGGAGCUGUUGUUGAUGAAAUCCAUUCACUGAUAGAAAAGAGCCGAAGAAUAAUCAUUGUCCUAAGCGAACGUUACAUGUCUAAUAAAGUCAGGUAUGAACUUGAAAGUGGACUCCAUGAGGCACUGGUGGAAAGAAAAAUUAAAAUAAUCCUAAUUGAAUUCACACCUGUUCGUGAUGUCAUGUUCCUGCCCCAAUCGCUAGAGCUUUUGAAAUCUCAUCGAGUUCUGAAGUGGAAGGCAGAAAAGUCUCUUUCCUAUAACUCAAGCUUCUGGAAAAAUCUUCGUUACUUGAUGCCUGCAAAAACCAUCAAGCCAGGCAUAGACAAAUCAGAAGUUCUGCCUGUUUUAUCCAGGCCUGACCAUCAGCAACGCUGA